UGCUGUCAGCAAUAAAUUGGGUUAGGGGUUUUGAGUUCCCCCAAGGAACCUCUUAUGAUCAAAGGCUUCUAAUAAGAAAUAGAAACAGGAAAAUGCAUUAUUACAGAAGAAGAAGCUCCAUCUCCGACGGAUUCUUCCUCAGCCCUCUUCCAUACCCAGCUCUGGUAGUUUUGGCUGUGAUCCUCCUCCUGCUCAGCAUCCAAUGGUACGCUUCCUACGAGUCGGUGGUGGAGGCCACCGAAGAGAGCAUGGGAUGGGCUCUUCUGGCCGUUCCGCUGCUGCUCCUGCUUGUCGUCAAGUGGCUGUCGACCCUGGAAAACCCGGAGCGCCUGUUCUGCAAGUCGCCGUACGACCGCCGCCGAACAGCCCAGUGCUGCGGGCCCUCCGAGGGGAGCUCGCCGUGGGGGGUGGCCGCCGUGAUCUUGCUGGUUCUCUUGCUGCUCCAGUUCCAGUCCACCUUCCUUGACAGUUGGUUCUUUUAAUCCUUUCCAUACCAUACCAUACCAUACCGUACCGUAUGUGGGUUGUGGUUUUCCUAUUGUAGACGUCGUUAUGCAUUUAUGACUCGUAUGAGAUCCCAAUUGCCAUGGAUUUUGUCAAUAGGCGCAUAAAUCUUUGUGGGGAUAUAUAAAUUGUUGUCCAAAGUCUGUAACUAUGUUUAUAUGCAUGCUUAUAUAUACUAUCGUGAUGCUUAUUAAUAUA
This is a messenger RNA of Diospyros lotus (date-plum), 702 nucleotides long. RefSeq lists its product as uncharacterized. The transcript has a single exon. The record is from RefSeq and is a predicted model, not a curated record. Bases 93 to 482 code for a protein of 129 amino acids. Lineage: Eukaryota; Viridiplantae; Streptophyta; Magnoliopsida; Ericales; Ebenaceae.